AUCGGCCAGGAUCUCUGGAGCAUCCGCAACUACACCGGCCGGUUCGGCGCGCCGGACGCCGUCAUGUCCUACGCGUCCAUCGGCAACCUGAGCGGCCUCUGGAGCCCGACGGACUACGGCAGCGGCGUCGAGUACGCCGACGGCGCGCUCGCGGGCUUACCCGCGCGCACGGCGCUGCAGCUCGGGCUCGAGCUCAAGGGCCACGAGGCCGCGCUGUCGCGCGGCGACCUCGGCGCGAACGUCGACGCGCUCGUCGCCUACGUCGCCUCUCUCGCGCCGCGCCACGUCCUCGUGCGCAUCGGCUACGAGUUCGACAUGCCGGGGAAUCUCUACGUGCCCGAGGCCUACAAAGCAGCGUACCGCGUCGUCGCGGAGGCGCUCGCGGACGCGCCGAACGCGUUCCGCGUGUGGCACAGCUGGUCCUUCGCGCCCUGGGAGGCCGACGGCGGGCGCGGCGUCGGGGCGUGGUACCCCGGCGACGGCCUCGUGGACUACUGCGGCGUGUCCGUGUUCCAGCAGGCCUACGGCGACUCCGAACUCGGCGAUUUGACCUACGCGCACGCGAUGGCGGACUUUUGCGACGAAAAGCGCAUCCCCCUGAUCAUCGCCGAGUCGACGCCCUUCGGCGCGGGGGUCGUCGAGCCCUACGGCACGCUCUGGGCGCGCUGGUUCGAGCCGACGCUGCGCUUCGCGAAGGCGCGCGGCGUCGUCCUGUGGUCGUACAUCGACUGCGACUGGGAUUCGCAGCCCAUGUGGCGGGGCAUGGGCUGGGGCGACAGCCGCCUCGAGGUCCGCGACGCCCUCGCGGCGAAAUGGGAGUACGACGUCCUCGACCCCUACCCGAACGCGACGCGCGCGUUCUUCUCGCGCGUGUCGGCCGCGCGGCCGCCGGGCCUCGGCCGCCGCGAGGCCGUCUACCUCGCCUGCUACCUGCCCGUGCUCGGCCUCUUCAUCGCCUUCCUCAUGCCCGCGCCCGAGGAGCGCACGCGGCCCCGCGCCGCGUCGUCCAUCGACGAGGGCCACCGCCGGCCCUUCGUCCUCGCGAGCCCCGAGGCCGCGACGGUGAAGCUGAGCGACUCCUAACUGGGCGAAGCUG
Molecule: messenger RNA, 1096 nt
Organism: Aureococcus anophagefferens
Lineage: Eukaryota; Pelagophyceae; Pelagomonadales; Pelagomonadaceae
Exons: 1
Molecular function (GO): hydrolase activity, hydrolyzing O-glycosyl compounds
Source: RefSeq, a predicted model, not a curated record